Messenger RNA from Oncorhynchus nerka (sockeye salmon), 1326 nucleotides. Its product is annotated as fibroin heavy chain-like. The annotation marks the transcript as partial. The record is from RefSeq and is a predicted model, not a curated record. Lineage: Eukaryota; Metazoa; Chordata; Actinopteri; Salmoniformes; Salmonidae. The transcript has 4 exons.
GGUCUUGGUCUUGGUUCUGGUUCUGGUCUUGGUCUUGGUUCUGGUGCUGGUUCUGGUCUUGGUUCUGGUUCUCAUUCUGGUCUUGGUUCUGGUUCUGGUUCUGGUCUUGGUCUUGGUUCUGGUUCUGGUCUUGGUUCUUGUUCUGGUCUUGGUCUUGGUUCUGGUUCUGGUCUUGGUCUUGGUUCUGGUCUUGGUUCUGGUUCUGGUCUUGGUUCUGGUUCUGGUCUUGGUUCUGGUUCUGGUCUUGGUCUUGGUCUUGGUUCUGGUUCUGGUCUUGGUUCUGGUUCUGGUUCUGGUCUUGGUUCUGGUUCUGGUCUUGAUCUUGGUCUUGGUUCUGGUUCUGGUUCUGGUCUUGGUUCUUGUUCUGGUCUUGAUCUUGGUCUUGGUUCUGGUUCUGGUCUUGGUUCUGGUUCUGGUUCUGGUCUUGGUCUUGGUUCUGGUUCUGGUCUUGGUUCUGGUUCUGGUCUUGGUCUUGGUCUUGGUUCUGGUUCUGGUCUUGGUCUUGGUUCUGGUCUUGGUUCUGGUUCUGGUUCUGGUCAUGGUUCUGGUUCUGGUUCUGGUCUUGGUUCUGGUCGUCUUGGUUCUGGUUCUAGUUCUGGUCUUGGUUCUGGUUCUGGUUCUGGUCUUGAUCUUGGUCUUGGUUCUGGUUCUGGUCUUGGUUCUGGUUCUGGUUCUGGUCUUGGUUCUGGUUCUGGGUCUGGUUCUGGUCUUGGUUCUGGUUCUAGUUCUGGUCUUGGUUCUGGUUCUGGUCUUGAUCUUGGUCUUGGUUCUGGUUCUGGUCUUGGUUCUGGUUCUGGUCUUGGUCUUGGUUCUGGUUCUGGUCUUGGUUCUGGUUCUGGUCUUGGUCUUGGUCUUGGUUCUGGUUCUGGUCUUGGUUCUGGUCUUGGUUCUGGUUCUGGUUCUGGUCAUGGUUCUGGUUCUGGUUCUGGUCUUGGUUCUGGUCUUGGUUCUGGUUCUGGUCUUGGUCUUGGUUCUGGUUCUGGUCUUGGUCUUGGUUCUAGUUCUGGUUCUGGUUCUGGUCUUGGUCUUGGUACUGGUUCUGGUUCUGGUCUUGGUCUUGAUUCUGGUUCUGGUUCUGGUCUUGGUUCUGGUUCUGGUCUUGGUUCUGGUUCUGGUUCUGGUCUUGGUCUUGGUUCUGGUUCUGGUUCUGGUCUUGGUCUUGGUUCUGGUUCUGGUCUUGGUCUUGGUCUUAUCCUCAAAAGGUUAUACAGCUGCACCAUCGAGAGCAUCUUGACUGGUUGGCAACUGCUUGCCUCCGACCGCAAGGGUAGUGUGUACGGCCAGUACAUCACUGGGGCCAAGCCUUGCGCCAUCCAGGACCUCUAA